Erigeron canadensis is the source of this 1055-nucleotide messenger RNA. RefSeq lists its product as uncharacterized. The coding region runs from base 95 to 802 and encodes 235 amino acids. The record is from RefSeq and is a predicted model, not a curated record. Lineage: Eukaryota; Viridiplantae; Streptophyta; Magnoliopsida; Asterales; Asteraceae. The transcript is spliced from 6 exons.
UGUCAAUACCAUUAUUAUUAAUAACAACUCCCACCUUCCUCUUUAUAUAUCGUCCUCCACCAAUCUUCCCAUAACCAUUCAUAUUCGCAACACCAUGCUCGAAAAGGUUGUUGCGACCGAUGGCUCUGAUAUCAUGUUAAAUGCCCGGAAACCAAGGAUCAUGUGUCUGCAUGGUUUCCGGACAAGUGGUGAAAUAUUUAAAACACAACUAAAAAAAUGGCCCGAAUCGGUUCUUGAUAAAAUUGAUUUCGUUUUUCCCGAUGGCCCGUUUCCUUGUAAUGGCAAAUCUGACGUUGAAGGCAUCUUUGACCCGCCUUAUUAUGAAUGGUUUCAAUUUAACAAGGAUUUUACGGAUUAUGAGAAUUUGGAUAAAUGUCUUGAAUAUAUUGAAGAAUGUAUGAUCAAACAUGCACCAAUUGAUGGUUUGGCUGGCUUCUCACAGGGUGCAGUAUUGGCAGCUGCUUUGCCAGGGCUGCAAGCUAAGGGAAUAGCACUGACGAGGGUACCAAAGAUUGAAUUUUUAAUGAUAAUAUCAGGGGCAAAGUUUAAAAAUGAAUCGUGGGCUGAGAAAGCAUAUUCUCUUCCAAUACAAUGUCCAUCUCUUCAUUUUUUAGGGGACGCCGAUUUCUUGAAACCACAUGGGACCGAACUCUUGAAAUCCGUUGAAGAUUAUGCAGUAAUUCGUCAUCCUAAAGGCCACACGAUUCCAAGAUUAGAUGAAGAAGGCUUGGAAACAAUGUUGAAGUUCAUUGAUAGGAUUCAAAAGAUUGUUUCCAACAAAGAAGAUGUGAUCACAGUUUAAGUUUAUUGGAUUACAAAAAACACUUUUUCUGUAAUGGUUGUGAUUAGAAGGCUAAAUUGGUAUCAAUAAUUACUAAAAAAAUAUAUAUAUUUUAGAAUAUGAAUUCAGUAAUUUUUAUAGAAAUUAUGUAGUGGUCUUAGAAUUACAAGAGUUUAAAAAUAGCCUAGUGGACUAGUAGCGAUCCAACAGAAAGGUACAAAAUUGUCAUAUGGCUUCUUCAUGAAAUGAGAGAUUCCUGAGAAAUGUUAAUGUC